Messenger RNA from Loxodonta africana (African savanna elephant), 2701 nucleotides. It is a transcript of the gene BRSK2, whose product is annotated as BR serine/threonine kinase 2. The transcript is spliced from 16 exons. NCBI's taxonomy places the organism in Eukaryota, Metazoa, Chordata, Mammalia, Proboscidea, Elephantidae. The record is from RefSeq and is a predicted model, not a curated record. Gene Ontology annotation, cellular component: cytoplasm. Gene Ontology annotation, molecular function: ATP binding; tau-protein kinase activity; protein serine/threonine kinase activity. Gene Ontology annotation, biological process: protein phosphorylation; microtubule cytoskeleton organization; intracellular signal transduction. The coding region runs from base 1 to 1770 and encodes 589 amino acids.
AUGGUGCGGGGAGGGAAGGGGGUCGCCCUGGGGCUGUUAGAGUCAGGCUUUGAGCCCAGGGCCCUUGGGGCAAGGGGCAUCUCCGAGGCCCCGGGGCUGCGGAGGGAGAGGCCGACACGCCCACCCGUGACGCAGCUUCAACCCGCCUUCCUCCCCAGCCACAGGGACCUGAAACCAGAAAACCUUCUCCUGGACGAGAAGAACAACAUCCGCAUCGCCGACUUCGGCAUGGCGUCGCUGCAGGUUGGCGACAGCCUGCUGGAGACCAGCUGCGGAUCACCCCACUACGCCUGCCCCGAGGUUAUCCGGGGCGAGAAGUAUGACGGCCGGAAGGCGGACGUGUGGAGCUGUGGCGUGAUCCUCUUCGCUCUGCUGGUGGGGGCGCUGCCCUUCGACGACGACAACCUGCGGCAGCUGCUGGAGAAGGUCAAGCGCGGCGUCUUCCACAUGCCGCACUUCAUCCCGCCCGACUGCCAGAGCCUGCUGCGCGGUAUGAUCGAGGUGGACGCGGCGCGGCGCCUCACGCUAGAGCACAUUCAGAAACACAUAUGGUAUAUAGGGGGCAAAAAUGAGCCAGAGCCAGAGCAGCCCGUCCCCCGCAAGGUGCAGAUCCGCUCACUGCCCAGCCUGGAGGACCUCGACCCGGACGUGCUGGACAGCAUGCAUUCCCUGGGCUGCUUCCGAGACCGCAACAAGCUGCUGCAGGACCUGUUGUCAGAGGAGGAAAACCAGGAGAAGAUGAUCUACUUCCUUCUCCUGGACCGGAAGGAGCGGUACCCGAGCCACGAGGACGAGGACCUGCCCCCCAGGAACGAAAUAGACCCCCCCCGGAAGCGUGUGGACUCCCCCAUGUUGAACCGGCACGGCAAGCGGCGGCCGGAGCGUAAGUCCAUGGAGGUGCUCAGCGUGACGGAUGGCGGCUCCCCCGUGCCUGCUCGGAGAGCCAUUGAGAUGGCCCAGCACGGUCAGAGGUCUCGGUCCAUCAGUGGCGCUUCCUCCGGCCUCUCCACAAGUCCGCUCAGCAGCCCCCGGGUGACCCCUCACCCCUCACCGAGGGGCAGUCCCCUCCCCACCCCCAAGGGGACGCCAGUCCACACGCCAAAGGAGAGCCCGGCGGGCACGCCCACCCCCACGCCACCGUCCAGCCCCAGCGUCGGGGGCGUGCCCUGGAGGACGCGGCUCAACUCCAUUAAGAACAGCUUCCUGGGCUCGCCGCGCUUUCACCGCCGGAAACUGCAAGUCCCAACGCCAGAGGAGAUGUCUAACCUGACCCCGGAGUCGUCCCCAGAGCUGGCCAAGAAGUCCUGGUUCGGGAACUUCAUCAACCUGGAGAAGGAGGAACAGAUCUUUGUGGUCAUCAAGGACAAGCCGCUCAGCUCCAUCAAGGCCGACAUUGUGCACGCCUUCCUCUCGAUCCCCAGCCUCAGCCACAGUGUCAUCUCCCAGACGAGUUUCCGGGCCGAGUACAAGUCGACGGGGGGACCAGCCGUGUUCCAGAAGCCGGUCAAGUUCCAGGUGGACAUCACGUACACGGAGGGUGGGGAAGCACAAAAGGAGAAUGGCAUCUACUCCGUCACCUUCACACUCUUGUCAGGCCCCAGCCGGCGCUUCAAGAGGGUGGUGGAGACCAUCCAGGCCCAGCUGCUAAGCACACAUGACCAGCCAUCUGUCCAGCAGUUGUCAGAGACGCCCCCGCCAGCGCCAGGACUGAGCUGGGGCGCUGUGCUUAAGGGCCAGAAGGUGGCCACCAGCUACGAGAGUAGCCUCUGACGCUGGCAGGAAUUAUCCCGAAAAGUUAACAUGUCACCUCCACGAAGCCACCCUCUGCUCCACGCUGGACACUUGUGACGGAAGGCAGCUGCUGCGGACCCUCCCUCCUCUCCUCUCCUGCUGCUGCCGGCUGUGUGGCGAGGCCCUGACCUGCCCUCCUGCCCACCUGCCUGGCUCUGCUUGACUCACAUGGCAGCCCGGCUCUGGGACACCUCCAUCCCACUGGCCCCAAGUCAGACUUCUGGCAGGACUGACGGCCCACAGUGCCGAAGCAGCAGAGACAGACCUGCCCCACCUCCACACCGUGCCGGAGCAGCAGACAGGCCCAGCCAACCGCCACACCAUGCUGGAGCAGCAGAGACAGACCCUGCCCCACCUCCACACCGUGCCAGAGCAGCAGAGACAGACCCGGCCCGCCCCCACACCAUGCCGGAGCCGCCUCGCCUCCGCGUUCACUGUUGCUUUGUUCCAGCGUGUGCCGGAGCCACCUGCCCCGUCUGGUCUGCGCCCCAUCUUCCUGCUGCCUCGUUCUGGGGUUUGGAGGUGGCACCUGGUUUGACGAUCUUCGUGGCAGAGGUGGAAAGAAAGAGACCUGGAGGUGCUAGAGCAGGAAGAGGGCGGCACCUGCCCACCAGGACCCCGCCAGCCAGACGCCCGUCCGUCACCCAGGGCCCGUAUCCUCCUCCCUGGCGGCCGUGCUUCAGGCGGGCUUGACCAGUAUUGCUCACUCUUGAUCAGAGUUUCUUCCCUGUCAGGGAAGGGGCAGAGCAGCACCCUCCUGCCGUCUAUCUGUCUGUCUCCAUGUCACUGGCGGGUGGGGUCUCAGGCCGUGGGGCCUUGGCGGCCGGGCGGGCAGGGAGGCAGGCCGGUGAGCGCAGCGCCGGCAAGCUACUGUAAACUUUAAAGAAUUCCUGCAAGAUAUUUUUAUAGA